Molecule: messenger RNA, 186 nt
Organism: Scutellospora calospora
Lineage: Eukaryota; Fungi; Glomeromycota; Glomeromycetes; Diversisporales; Gigasporaceae
Source: the annotation of a GenBank genome assembly
AUAGUAAAUUAAAGCAAGAUGCCGAAGUAGAGUUAUAUGAACAAUUUGAAGAGUAUGAGGAACCAGAGCAGUAUAAUGAAUUAGAAUUAAUAAAUAGUGAAGAAACUAUUAAUGAUACCAAUAGUAACAUGAUAGAAAGCUAUAAUAUUCAAAAAGUAAAUUAUAAAUUAGUUCAAGAUAUUGAAG